This is a messenger RNA of Kalmanozyma brasiliensis GHG001, 219 nucleotides long. Its product is annotated as Heavy metal-associated domain, HMA. The transcript is spliced from 3 exons. Gene Ontology annotation, cellular component: cytosol. Gene Ontology annotation, molecular function: copper chaperone activity; metal ion binding. NCBI's taxonomy places the organism in Eukaryota, Fungi, Basidiomycota, Ustilaginomycetes, Ustilaginales. The coding region runs from base 1 to 219 and encodes 72 amino acids. The record is from RefSeq and is a predicted model, not a curated record. Gene Ontology annotation, biological process: copper ion transport.
AUGAGCCAGCACGAAUACAAGUUCGAAGUCGUCAUGACGUGCUCCGGCUGCUCGGGGGCCGUUUCGAGGGUGCUUUCCAAGCUUGACGGAGUGGAUAGCUACGAUGUCUCGCUCGAGAACCAGACGGUCGUAGUCAAGGGCAGCGCGCCAUACGAGACCGUGCUGGAGAAGAUCAAAAAGACAGGCAAGGAAGUCAAGAGCGGCCAAGUCGUGCAGUAG